UAGUCUCCCAAACACUUCCUCAAUCUAACAUUUCUUUGAGAAAAUUCAUAACAAUUCCAGUCCAGUUAAAAGGUUUCCGUUUUUGGACUUACAAGAUGUCAUCCACAGAAAUUCCAGUCCAGGUGAAAUCUUUCCGAUUCAGCCCUUACGAGGUGUCAUCCACAGCCCCUAUUGAACUUGAACCCCAUCUCGAUGUUGUUGAGAAACUCAUGUCCAAUGGAUUCAACCAUCUUCAUGUUAAGGAGAACUACAUUUUUCCUCCCAAUGAACGCCCCCAAAUGGCUGAGAUUUGUCGUUCUUAUAGAAUUCCAAUAAUAGACCUCAAAGAUUUAGAUGGUCCUGCUAGAAAAUCAGUGGUGAAUGAGAUCAAGCGUGCAUGUGAGCAGGAUGGUUUCUUCCAGAUUGUGAACCAUGGGGUGCCAGAGAGUCUGAUGAAAAGCAUGAUGGAUGUUGCCAAAGAGUUCUUUGAAAUGCCCCUUGAAGACAGGGCAUGCCUCUAUUCAGAGAACACAAAGAAAUCGGUGAGGCUUUAUGCAAGCUUCAACAUCACCAGAGACAAAUUCCUUAACUGGAUGGAUGUUCUAACACAGCUAUGUCAUCCUCUAGAGGAAUACAUCCAUGCAUGGCCUCAAAAACCUGCAGCCUACAGAGAGAUUGCAGGGAAGUAUGCUAAGGAAAUAAGAGUCCUCACUUUAAGGCUCCUGGCUGCAAUUUCUGAAGCUAUGGAGCAGGAUUCUGAUUAUUUGAAUACAAUCUUUAAGAAGCAUAGACAGGCGAUGAACAUAAAUUAUUAUCCUCCAUGCCCAAAUCCAGAUCUCACAUUUGGCGUAGCACCUCAUUCAGAUGCAACAGGCAUCACUGUUCUAAUGCAAGGACUUGUUAGCGGCCUGCAAGUGCUCAGAGAUGGAAAAUGGGUUGCAGUAGAGCCCACACCCAAUGCCUUUGUGGUCAAUUUGGGAGAUCAGUUGCAGGUUUUGAGCAAUGGGAGAUUCCAGAGCAUCGAGCAUCGGGCUAUAACAAACAAUACCACUGCUCGUAUCUCUAUUCCUACCUUUUGUGGUCCUUCGUUGGAUGCAUUCAUUUCUCCUGCAGAAUCCAUGGUGGAUGAGGAGCAUCCGGCUCUGUACAGGGGAUACAGGUUUGAAGAAUACAUGGAUGCAUUCUGGAGCCAGGGAUUGAAAAGCAAGACCAUUUUGGAUCGCUUCAAGAUAGAAACUGGUCAAUGAUGUUGUUGAGUGAUGAAAUAUCUAUGCCAACAAGACAAAGGAUUUGAGACAUGUAUUCUCAAGAUCUCUUUGCCUAAGUUGAUUGGGUUCCUAUGUUCUAGGUCUUCUUCCUGU
Molecule: messenger RNA, 1340 nt
Organism: Cryptomeria japonica (Japanese cedar)
Lineage: Eukaryota; Viridiplantae; Streptophyta; Pinopsida; Cupressales; Cupressaceae
Product: protein DMR6-LIKE OXYGENASE 2
Exons: 4
Coding region: 96-1226 (376 amino acids)
Source: RefSeq, a predicted model, not a curated record